This is a messenger RNA of Lactuca virosa, 1232 nucleotides long. Lineage: Eukaryota; Viridiplantae; Streptophyta; Magnoliopsida; Asterales; Asteraceae. The record is from the annotation of a GenBank genome assembly.
GGCGCUUUGCUUAUCCAGAAUAAACUGAAACCAAUUGAAAGGAAGGUGAUCCACACACACCGUCGAGGUGGAACUGUGUGAGAAUGCGAAGCAUGACGACUCUCUGUUCAUCAGAGAGCGUGUUGAUGAUGAGGAGGAUGGCGUCCUUUUCGACUCAAUCAACUUCUGCUAAACCUUUGGAAUUCUUUCGCUGUUUUCUCGAUUCUAAUGUUUCGUCUCUUCACACUUCUCAACUUCGCCUUUUCUCCUCCAGGCAACAUUGCAUCAAACUACAUGACAGGCGAUUGAGGCAAUGUCAGCACUCAAGAUCCCAUAUGAAUGUACUUCAUUCUGAUGGUGAAGAUGCAACAAAACUAACCCACAAUGUAGAGGAUUGGGAAUGCAGUACUUCAAACAAAUCAUAUUCAAGAUAUAAGUUAACACCAAAAACAUCACUUCCUUUCAAGGAUUUAUCUUUUGAUAAUAAUACAUCAUGGAACAGCUGCCUAAAGUUCAUGCUGUUUUUCGGGAUUUCAACUCUUCAAGAUUCUCAAAACGCAUUUGCUGUUGGUUCAGAUGUUGCUAAUCUAAUGCAGUCUAACUCUUUUUUUGGAGACCUCAGUGAUUUAAGCACAGGUUUUGCUUCAGCAUUCUUGCUGAUAUUUUUCUCUGAGUUGGGGGACAAAACCUUCUUCAUUGCUGCACUUUUAGCAGCUCGGAACUCUGCUGCAGUUGUCUUCUUGGGGACAUUUGAUGAAAUCCUUCCCUUCAGAUUCGGUGACAUGGACCUUCCUCUUGAUGAUAUUGCUGCAGCAUUGCUUCUGGUUUAUUUUGGUGUUUCAACGUUGCUUGAUGCUUCUUCUGGUGAUGGGCUUAAAGCUGAAGAAGAACAGAAGGAGGCUGAGAUAGCUGUAUCUGAAGUUUUGGGAAAUGGUGCUGGGAUUCUGGCUGCAGCUAGCACAAUCAUUAGCACUUUUAUUUUAGUGUUUGUAGCUGAAUGGGGUGAUAAAUCAUUCUUCUCUACAAUUGCUCUUGCUGCUGCCUCCUCACCUCUUGGAGUCAUUGGUGGGGCCCUAGCUGGUCAUGGACUCGCAACUUUGCUGGCUGUUCUUGGAGGGUCAUUACUGGGAAGUUUCUUAUCUGAAAAGGUGAUUGCAUACGUUGGAGGUGUUCUUUUCCUUGUGUUUGCAGCAGUGACAGUGGUUGAAAUUCAGAUUUUUGGGGAUUUAGAUUCUACUCUAUUUUUUGGGUAG